AGAAAGUCUUCCCGGAGCAUUAUGGAUCCCGCUUCGACACAACGCUGCAGGUGGUGGUGUGGGAGUUCCUCUGUCGGCUGGAGGAGCUGCUCCCGGUGUCUGGGUUCUGUGAGGUGGCCUCCAACUUCCACCUUGAUUCCCUGGACCCCGAUGCUCACCACUUUAUCUCCGACCCUGAAGACUUUACUACUCUACUGAAGCAUCGACAAAAAGGCUGGAAGUUGAAGAAGAACCCGCCGUCCUUCAGCUCCCGGGUGCUCCUGUCCUCUCUGGCCUCCAGGCGGCUCGGCCUCCGGGCUGAGGACUACUUCAUCGAGGAGGGGGCAGCGGGGGAGAGCGUACCGGGGCUGGACCUCCGGGAGCAGGACGUCACGGCCGCCCAGCGCCCUCCACUCGAUGGAGACGGAGAGGAGGAGGAAGAUGAGGAGGAAGAUGAGGAAGAAGAUGAGGAGGAGGAGGAAGAGGAGGAGGGGGAGCCGGAGUCGGAGCCGGAGGAGCCAGAGGUCAUCGGUUCCUCCCCUCCCGCCCCCCCCCCUCGCCAGCGCCAGCCCCCCUGGCUCCGCCCCCGUGGCCGCCCGGAGCCAGUCCUGCCCGUACUGCGGCCGGAGGUUCAGCAGCUGGGCGGAGCUGCUGGGCCACCGCUGCAGCGUGCACGGCGCCAUUGGGCGGGGCUUCCAGUGCGGCCGCUGCCAGAGACAGCUGUUCUCACAGAAGGCCCUGACGCGGCACCUCAUGGCGCACGCCACGGGGCCUGAAGGGGCGGGGCCUGAAGGGGCGGGGCUCGAAGGGGCGGGGCCAGGGCUGCAGUGCGAGCAGUGCCUGCGGCGGCUGGGCUCGGAGAACGCCCUGAGGUCGCACCUCCUGGCCCACGAGCAGCAGAAGGCGGCGGCGGCGGCGGCGGCGGCGGCGGCGGCGGCGACGGCAACGCGGACCUUCCAGUGCGACCAGUGCCAGCGGCAGCUGGGCUCGGAGAAGGCCCUGAGGAAGCACCAGGCGACGCACGGGGUCAACCGCUCGGUGGUGUGCCCCCAGUGCAACAAGGUGCUGAAGUCGGUCCACUGGCUGAAGACGCACCUGCGCCUGCACACCGGGGAGAGGCCCUUCCCCUGCACCUUCUGCGGGAAGCGCUUCAAGGAGAAGGGCGUGCUCCGGGCGCACCUGAAGCUGCACGGCGCAGAGUACGCCUACCUCUGCAGCGAGUGUGGCAAGGGCUUCAACCACAUGACGUCGCUGGUGCAGCACAACCGCAUGCACAGCGGGGAGAAGCCCUUCCCCUGCAACGCGUGCAGCCGGCGCUUCGCCUCGUCGCAGCGGCGCCGCGUGCACCAGCUCAUCCACACGGGCGAGCGACCGCACCCCUGCACCCACUGCGACAAGAGGUUCCGGACCGGCAACUCUCUGACCCGGCACGUCCGGACGCACACCGGGGAGAAGCCGUACCAGUGUGUGGUGUGCAGCAGGCGCUUCCAGCAGAGCUGCAACAUGAAGAUCCACAUGCGCGUUCACACCAAAGAGAAGAAGAACGCUUUGAGCAUCUUUGACCCGGAUGUACAAAUCGUGGAGGAUAAGGAUCACUUGGAUCAUGUUGUUGUCAUGAAGUCAGUGGAUCCAUGCGACUAUCGAGGAGAGCCACUGACGCAACCAUCAUACCGGGGAGGCGACCGUCCAGACCCCGUUGGGUUGAACCAGAACCAGCCGCCCGGUGGUUCGAGAGCAACGACGAUGGCUGUCAACAACGACACCUUCCUCGACGGCACAGACGCUCAGCUCCCGCUGGCCUCGCUGCGUCUUCUUGUCCCUCCCCUCCGCUUGAUGUCGGCGUGCAUGUGGCGCGUUGCCCAGCAACGCAACGUACAGCAGUACGGGAAGCUGGCGGAGUUCGUCACCUUGGUAACGGAGAUGGUUCCAGAACUUCUGACUCCCAGGCAGAUGGCUGAGCUCGUAUUGGGACUGCGGGCGAGGUUCAUCCUGGAGCUGGUGCAGGGGGACGACGAGUUGGACAGUACAGCGAUCGAGGAGCAGUUGAUCGCCAUCCAGCUGUUGACAACACAGGACACACCGGAAGAGUUCCCGGAUGGAGAUCUAGGUGUUUCAAAGACGGCCUUUGUGGAACUGGUUCAAACAUUCACAGACAAAAAGUCUUUCAGAAAAAAAUAUGAUUUUUUCAAGAACUCCUUCCCAGAACACUACGGAUGUCGUUUUGACACAUCUCUCCAGAUCCUUGUGUGGGAGUUUCUGUCACGGCUGGAGGAGCUUCUCCCAGUCUCUAGUUUUGUUGAGGUGGCCUCCCACCCGGACCUCGACUCACUCGUCCCCCGACUGGAGGAUUUCGGAUCAGACACGGAAGAUUUAAGAACGCUCUUCCAGCACCCAACCAGAGGGUCAGCGAAGUUAGAGAAGAACCGCUUCCCCUUCAGGUCGGCCGUCAUUCUGUCCUCGCUGGCGUCCAAAGGGACCAGCUUGACCCCGGGCGACCCCUUCAGCGAGGAGGGGGAGGGCGAGGCCGCCGCCCGGCUGCAGGAGGACCCGUCUCUUCUCGGCCGCUCCUCCGGCCGCCACGACCGACCGUCCGUCCAGGCGGAGCCGAGCGGCGACCGAACCGCAGAGGACUUCCGAUUGGCUGACGGUGGUGGUGGCGGCGACGCCCAGAGCGACACCCUGGGCUCCGCCCUCGACGGCGGCCGGAGCCACUCCUGCCCCCAGUGCGGCCGCGCCUUCCCCCGUUGGCCGGACCUCCUGGAGCACCGCUGCCCCGCGGCGCCCCCCCCCCAGCCCGCCCCGCCGCGGCGUGCCAAGCAGGUGUACCAGUGCGAGCGCUGCCCGCGGCGGCUGGUCUCGGAGGGCGGGCUGCAGAGGCACCUGCAGGCGCACCGGCGCGGGGAGGAGCCUAUCGUGUGCCCGCAGUGCGGCAAGACGUUCACGCACCGCUCCUCGCUCACGGUACACCUGCGCCGCCACUCGGGGGCGCGGCCCUUCGCCUGCUCCGUCUGCGGCAAGGCCUUCAAGGAGAAGGGCGUGCUGAAGACCCACCUGCGCGUGCACUCGCCGGACCAGCCCUACCUGUGCAGCGAGUGUGGGCGGGGCUUCAGGUACCUGACCUCGUACGAGCUGCACCUGCGCAGGCACGCGGGCGUGAAGCCCUUCCAGUGCGACGGCUGCGCCCGGCGCUUCUUCACGGCGCAGCAGCUGAAGGAGCACGUGCGCGUGCACACGGGCGAGCGGCCGUACGCCUGCGAGCGCUGCGAGAAACGCUUCAGCACCAAGAACCACCUGAAGAGACACGUCCGGGUCCACACCGGGGAGAAGCCCCACAGCUGCCCCUACUGCGACAAGGGCUUCACCCAGCAGUCCAACAUGAAGAUCCACCUGCGCGUCCACAGACACGACAGCGCCAGCAGGAAGAGGAAGCCCCCACCGUUAGGGGGGCCGGGGGGGCCCUGACAGCGGGAUGUCAUUGGAUGGUAUCCUUCGGUGAACAGAAGAUAUCUGAUGGUGAAGUCCCCCCCCAGAGCAUCAUGCAGACGACAAUGUACCUCUGAAUGUAAACACUGUAUGCUGACACUAUCACUGGUGUUAUUCCAUUAGCACUCUUGGCCGUACUAUAGCGGGUUGAUUUGCGUUUCCACUCCGUUUAAACGUUCCGAACUCUGACCGAGGCCUGCUGGAGAAGGACCACCUCCGAUGUCGGGCCUGUGGGUUCCCAUAACACUACGAUUGCUGCCAUUUUGUUGGCUGUACUCGAUAGAAAGCUGUGAUGUUAUAUUAAAUAAAUCAUCACCUGGCAAAAGGGUCUCACUGUUUUUGUACUUUUUUUUUAUUCACUGGGAUUUUUAUUUUUAUUUAAAAAAAUAAAUAAACAUCUUUCAUUUAUCA
Gadus morhua (Atlantic cod) is the source of this 3873-nucleotide messenger RNA. RefSeq names its product zinc finger protein 658. Lineage: Eukaryota; Metazoa; Chordata; Actinopteri; Gadiformes; Gadidae. Gene Ontology annotation, biological process: regulation of transcription by RNA polymerase II. The record is from RefSeq and is a predicted model, not a curated record. The coding region runs from base 397 to 3441 and encodes 1014 amino acids. The transcript has 13 exons. Gene Ontology annotation, molecular function: RNA polymerase II cis-regulatory region sequence-specific DNA binding; DNA-binding transcription factor activity, RNA polymerase II-specific.